Messenger RNA from Naegleria lovaniensis, 657 nucleotides. RefSeq lists its product as uncharacterized. Bases 1 to 657 code for a protein of 218 amino acids. Gene Ontology annotation, molecular function: tRNA binding. NCBI's taxonomy places the organism in Eukaryota, Heterolobosea, Eutetramitea, Acrasida, Naegleriidae. The transcript has a single exon. The record is from RefSeq and is a predicted model, not a curated record.
AUGUUUCGCCUAGAUGCCUUCAACAAAAUCCUUCAUUGCUGUGGUCAUCAUGAUGAAUGGAGUCAUCGAUCAUGGAGCACUUUGACUACCAUAAUCUCACGAAAGAAAGUGUCAUCUACAUUCAAUCGUCCAUUCUUCAUUCAGAAUAGUUUUAAUUGUAACACUCGAUUCUAUUCGACGACAACUUCCGAGCCUAUUUCAACAACACCGUUAAAACCAACAAAUGAAGAGGCCUCAUCCACACCAAUUUCAAACUCUAUUAAUAUUGAAGAUUUUAUGAAAGUAGAAAUCGUUGUUGGACAAAUUUUAAGCGCCCAAUUCGUGAAAAAGUCCAAGAAAUUAAUUUGUUUUCAAGUGAAUGUAGGAGAGCAAGAGACUCGACAAAUACUUUCGGGAAUACGAACUCAUUACCCAAAUCUUGAUAAAAAUCCUGCACCUUCAGAAGAGGAGUUGAAUCAGUUGUUUGUUGGGCAAAAAGUUCUCGUCGUCAAGAAUUUAGAGCCGAAAACCAUGGCUGGCCUACAAUCUCACGGAAUGAUCUUGUUUGCAACCAUUGAAAAUUCUGAAACAAAAACAUCUGAAAAUAUUGAAAAUACAAUCACUCCAAUCAUACCAAAAGAUUAUGAACGAGUAAAGCCGGGAACGAGAGUUUAUUAA